Molecule: messenger RNA, 1005 nt
Organism: Wasmannia auropunctata (little fire ant)
Lineage: Eukaryota; Metazoa; Arthropoda; Insecta; Hymenoptera; Formicidae
Exons: 1
Coding region: 1-1005 (334 amino acids)
Source: RefSeq, a predicted model, not a curated record
AUGCCGGGCUUUAAUCAGCUAGCUCGUAUCGAUCUUCAAUUUCACAACGAGAUCUUGUUCUAUCAGAUGUAUAACACCCGACCGGACGAGAUCUACGCGAAAUGCUUCUACACCGAAAAACGUCCGCCCGUCGACUCUGUAAUCGCCUUAGAAAAUGUCAACGGGCGAGGAUAUUAUCCUUGUUCAUGCGUACAUAAUCCUCCAUUAGAAUACACAUUAGCGGCGAUGCGGGAGUUGGGACGAUUUCAUGGCAAGGGAUAUGUCAUGAAGGAGACGCAGCCGGGAAAAUUCUUCGACAUCGUGACGCGAAUUCAAGAAGUUAGAUACACAAAGAGGACGGAGAAUAUGUUCGAGUUUUACAUGAACAUUCAGUCGGUACGCGCGGUGGAAUAUCUUCGCAGUCAAGGACAUGAUACAAUUUUCUGCGAUAAGAUGGAAGCCUUACUUUUGAACGCGUUCGACGAAGUGAUGAUGAAGACAGUGCAGCCACUGGAACCGUUGGCCACGUUGUGUCACGGUGAUUUUACGUUAAGCAAUAUUCUUUUCAAAACAUUAGACGAUGGACAAUACCGCCCGAUGUUAAUUGAUUUCGCGCUCAUCAGAUACUCGACGCCCAUCGUCGAUCUGUCCACAUAUCUUUUUUUAUGUUGCUCGAAUGAAAUCAGGAAAAACAAAUUUUCCGAGAUUAUGCGGGCCUACUGUGACGCGCUGAAGGAGUAUUUGUUGGACGCCGGAAUUCAAGACAUUGAAAAGUACUCUUACGACGCUUUGUUGGACGAUUUUAGAAGAGGUGCUCUCUUCGGUUACGUUCUUAUGUCCAUUUUUAUACCAGUAUUACUGGGACAUCUCAGUCCAGAAACACUAAUACAAGAAAUAUUAGAUUUAGGAUUUUUGGAAAGUGCAAAGAAGCAGAAAUACGCCGGCGGAGACGAAAUAUCUAAAAUACUAGCUGACGCGUUGUUACAUCUGAGAGAUCUUGGCUGUCUGAAAUAUUUUUUAUAUUAG